AUGCCCCUCCACGAAUUACCUGCAACAUUGCGAGAUGCCAUUGUUGUUGCUCGCAACCUAGGGUUUCAGUAUAUCUGGAUCGACGCCAUCUGUAUCGUUCAGGACGAUGAAGCGGAGUGGGCCAACGAGGUUGCAAAUAUGCAGCACGUUUACGCUGGCGCAUCGUUCACAAUUUCGACUGUGGCGUCGAGUAGCAGUGAGGAUGGGCUAUUUCGACUCCGUGAGACUCGCAAUUCAACGGCCGUCUGCUUAAGUUACAGAAUACCCAAGGCAUUCCGUGAAUAUGCGUGGCAAGCAGGAUCCAGUCCCCCCCGGGUCCCAAAUUCUCCUAUGUAUCUCGUUGCAUGCCCCAACAUCCUCUCGGCCAUGGAACCUUCUAUGUAUGGACCCGUUCACCAACGGGCAUGGACUCUCCAAGAGCAAAUGAUGAGCACUCGGAUUUUGUACUAUGGCCGAGGAAUGCUCUGGUGGGAGUGUUUCGAUCUCUACGCGUCCGAGAGCCAGCCCGGACCAUUACACUUGUCAGAUUACGCGGCAUGGGAAAGAUCCGAGACAAAGAACGCUGUUCGAGGGGAGCUUACGCACCGAUGGGCGGGGGCCGACGUGUUUAAGCAUUGGCAGGAGCUGGUGGAAAAUUAUACCGGCCGUACCGUGACAGACAGACGAGACCGGUUGACUGCCAUUGUCGGGUUGGGCCAUGCCAUGGAACCAUUCAUGAAGAGCAAAUUUGUUGCCGGCGUAUGGCCGGGCGACCGGCUUUUGGAGAGUCUCUGCUGGGAAGCUCGUGUCUACGAUCACUCGAUGCGCAAUCCCCAAUUUCCCUCAUGGUCCUGGGCCUCGGUGAAUGCACUCGCUCUUUACGACCUCGCAGGCCAUCUAAAUGCGUACGGAGUAAUGCGCCGCAUUGCUGAUGUCGUCUCUUUUGAUGCUAAUAUUUCUGACGAGGCACAAACGGCCGUGACGGGCUCCGUUACCCUUAAGGGGACGGUCGGUAGACUAGCAAAGCCGGCGAAAUGGAAUACAGACGAAUCAGUUUUGGAUCCGUACCGCCCGGACUGCAUGGCUGACCCUAUCGAUCAAUGCUGGUAUAUUGAUGUUCUUGAAUCUCGCAAGUGGACCCCGGCGCGACGCGUCCGGCUAUUAUUGCGCCAAGAGGACAUUGAAAAUAAAACUUUUAGGCGGAUCGGAAUUGGCCUUGGGGAUAGUGAAGGGUGCUCUGAAAUUAUAGAGAAUGAAGUCAUCGUGCUCAUUUAG
Messenger RNA from Trichoderma aggressivum f. europaeum, 1254 nucleotides. RefSeq lists its product as uncharacterized. NCBI's taxonomy places the organism in Eukaryota, Fungi, Ascomycota, Sordariomycetes, Hypocreales, Hypocreaceae. The record is from RefSeq and is a predicted model, not a curated record. The coding region runs from base 1 to 1254 and encodes 417 amino acids. The transcript has a single exon.